This is a messenger RNA of Magnusiomyces paraingens, 573 nucleotides long. RefSeq lists its product as uncharacterized. The record is from RefSeq and is a predicted model, not a curated record. The coding region runs from base 1 to 573 and encodes 190 amino acids. Lineage: Eukaryota; Fungi; Ascomycota; Dipodascomycetes; Dipodascales; Dipodascaceae. The transcript is spliced from 2 exons.
AUGCUCAAUCCGCCUGCCAUCAUUUUCGAUAUUGCCAGUGGCAAGCAUCAUCAUUAUAAUCAGUCUCUGGUUGAAUCCACAGACUAUGCGGCUAUAACUGAACACAUUGCGUGCUACAUUGAUUUCUGUGGACCGCUCAUUGCAACAAAGCUACCACGUUCCAUAACCUCUUCCUCAACUUGUUUUGGAGCUUUGCGCAACCUCUGUCCAAACAUCAAAGUGUAUCCGGAACGUUACCUUUCUGGUGGUCUUAUUCAUUACCAACUUAACAUUCUUGUUUAUACAAUCAAUGAUGCUCCAUUAUCCGGGAUAGCUGUUGAAGAACUUGGCCGCGUUUUCUAUCGUAUUUUUAAACCAUUAUACCAGGGUUUAGAUCCUGCUGUGCUUGGUUCCGAAAAACCAAUCCCGGACCCGCCAAUUGAAACUUGGUUAAAUUUCCCUUAUGCUGACCGCCGCGCAAAUUCACCAUUCAAGUUGAUUGUAUAUCAUUUUGCUACUGAUAAUAUGAGUGCUAGUAUAUUUGGGUACAAGUUGCGUCAAGGAUUAAAACAUCAUGACAUGAAUUUAUAUUGA